GGAUUCGUUGUUUCAUACGUCAUGCAGUUUGGUUGCAACGAACUACGCCAAACGUGUCCAUCUGUGGAUCGCUUUACUAAGUAUUUCUUACAGUAUUGCUCCGGUCUGUUUAGUCAGCCGAUGUGUGCUAUUUGGCCGCAUUCUUAAAAUAGCAUUUUUAUUAUAAACAAGUAGCGUGUUCAGCUCUCCAAACUUCUACACAAUGAAUAGUAUAAAAGAUGGAUGGUUCACAGAGACAUGUACGCUAUGGCCUGGGCAAGCAAUGAGUCUCCAAGUAGAAGAGGUCUUGUAUCAUCAAAAAUCAAAAUUUCAAGAUGUCAUGGUAUUUAAGAGUAAGACCUAUGGAAAUGUCCUGGUGUUGGAUGGUGUUAUCCAGUGCACUGAACGUGAUGAAUUUUCCUAUCAAGAAAUGAUUGCCAAUCUACCUCUGUGCUGCCACCCAUGUCCCAAAAAGGUCCUGAUAAUCGGCGGUGGAGAUGGUGGUGUCCUGAGAGAAGUGGUGAAACAUCCUCUAGUGGAGUCUGUGGUUCAGUGUGAAAUUGAUGAGGAUGUGAUAAAUGUCUCAAAGAAGUACCUGCCCGGAAUGGCGAAUGGCUUCUUCAGCCCUAAGCUAACUCUAAAUGUGGGAGAUGGCUUUGAGUUCAUGAAACAAAAUCAGGAUGCCUUUGAUGUCAUCAUCACAGAUUCCUCUGACCCUGUUGGCCCAGCAGAGAGCUUGUUUAAGGAGUCUUACUAUCAGCUCAUGAAGACAGCCCUGCGGGACGGGGGGAUCCUCUGUUGCCAAGGUGAGUGUCAGUGGCUCCACCUGGAGCUCAUCAAGGAGAUGUACAGCUUCUCCAAGACUCUCUUCCCUGUGGUGGACUAUGCCUACUGCACCAUCCCCACCUACCCCAGUGGCCAGAUCGGCUUCAUGCUCUGCAGUAAAAACCCGGUGACCAAUUUCCGUGAACCUGUGAGAGAACUGCCCAAGGAGGAGGUGGAGAAUAUGAAGUUGAAGUACUACAACUCGGACGUGCACAGGGCGGCGUUUGUCCUCCCAGAGUUUGCCAGGAAGGUGCUAAGUGAGAGCAAGUAAGAGUGGCUCCCUGAGCAGCGUCUGUGAUGCGCAUGGCCUUUCAUGCAGACUGAACAAAACCCUCACCACCGAUGCUGUACUUGAAACCUCUUGGAAGCUGCAUCUCUGCCCAGAGCUGAUUGGAGAUGGGGGACUUCGGAUGGAAGUGUUGAAGUCAGGCUGAGACGUGGAAGGUCACCUGAGAGGGAAUGGCAACCUCUGUGUGGAAUUCAGGCUUCGCUGCAGCAGUAAAUUCCAGCCCCUUCCAGUCUUACAGUCUUUUAUUGUUUCUAAUUUAUUCUUCGGGUCUUGACGUCCGUUUCAUCUGUACAUCCAGUGAACAACACCUGCUGGGUCAGUCGCAAUAGAGAAAGUUUUGUUUUCAAAUUACAGGUCAUGUUUUUAAGGUACUAUAUAACUAAAAUGUACACUUUCCACCCGUGUUAGUAAGUUAUACCCAGUUUUAAUAAAUAACACAUCUCAGGAUUACACAUCAUAAUAUUAAGAAAAUCUAUGAUGGAUUCCAUAUUCCACUGUUUUAUUGUACACUUACUGUUGUAAGGGAGAUGUUUUAUUGUAUUUUUGUUAUGUAUAUCAUCUUCUGGUCGCUUAACAUGGUCACAUAUUACUGGUGUCGCACAGUUGUUGGGAGGUGUAAAAUGAUAAAAUAUAAUACUGUAUAAAAUUCAGCUACGAUUAUUAAUAUUAUAACAUUACUAACUUGGAAAUUGAUGGAAUAGUGUUAGAAAGUGAGAGGUCUUGUAUGAGGUUAAUAAUCAUGCGGUUAAGGAUCAUUAGUAUUAAAUAUGUUCUGUACACAACCACUAUGUGACGGCAAAGAGCAGGAGUUAAAAGGUUUGCAGAGAGCAGAACGUUUUACUUUGUAUUUUACAGUCAGGUGUGAUACGGCACUCAUUUGGGGGAUGCAUGAAAAUGAGGUCAUCUAACCUUGAAGCAAGAAGCCAUGAUUUCCAGUAAAUUUGAUAAUUAGCUUCAGAGAAUGCUAACUAUUGCAGCGUGUCUGUGUUCAAGCAGUUCCAUAUUGAUUUUUGUAAAGUCUUCUACACUCAAUAAAAGAGAUGAAACGAGGA
This is a messenger RNA of Paramormyrops kingsleyae, 2145 nucleotides long. RefSeq names its product spermidine synthase (gene srm). Gene Ontology annotation, molecular function: spermidine synthase activity. Gene Ontology annotation, biological process: spermidine biosynthetic process. The record is from RefSeq and is a predicted model, not a curated record. Lineage: Eukaryota; Metazoa; Chordata; Actinopteri; Osteoglossiformes; Mormyridae. Gene Ontology annotation, cellular component: cytosol.